AUGCUGACAACUAGUACCAUCUCCAUGAUUCAUUGCUUUGUUUUAAUGCUGACCUACCUUUCAUGGCACUUGCUCAAUCAGCACAUGUAUCUUUGUUGGCUGAUACUUCCAUCCUUCACAGUGUCUGUUCAAUGGAAGCGCCUACCAACAAGCAAUGAACCACCUCCUCCUCGGGCAUAUCAUUCCAUGACUUCCAUAGGGUCUCGUUUUCUUUUAUUUGGCGGCUUUGAUGGAAAGAAUACGUUUGGUGAUUUGUGGUGGCUUGUUCCUGAAGAUGAUCCUAUUGCGAAACGAGACUUAGCUCCUAACAUUGAUUCAAACAGCAAACCUAGCGCUGUGACUGGUGAUAACCAGCAAUCCAACCUAACGGAGUCACAAGCUCUGGAGAAUCCAAUAACAGAAUUGGCCCAACGACUGGGAAUUCCACUUUCUGAGGAAGUUUCAGCAAGUUUUGUUGACGAAGUCAAUGAUAAAGAACUUGUGGAAUUGUCAUCUAGGCUUGCUGGUCAAUCGCUUCCAGCUAGUGACCAGGUUGCAUCAAUUCAGGUACUUCGUGAACAUUGGAAAAGUUCUCCGGCAAGCUCACUACAACUGCAGGAACUAGGACCUUUGCUGAGGGACUAUCAACGUCUCAUCCUGCGACGCUAUUCGUAUGGUUUCACUCUUCAGUCUUCCCUCUGCAUCUGCUAUUUGCACACUUAA
Messenger RNA from Miscanthus lutarioriparius, 702 nucleotides. Lineage: Eukaryota; Viridiplantae; Streptophyta; Magnoliopsida; Poales; Poaceae. The record is from the annotation of a GenBank genome assembly.